Cyphellophora attinorum is the source of this 1155-nucleotide messenger RNA. Its product is annotated as Nucleoporin nup44. The coding region runs from base 1 to 1155 and encodes 384 amino acids. Gene Ontology annotation, cellular component: nuclear pore central transport channel; nuclear pore. The record is from RefSeq and is a predicted model, not a curated record. Lineage: Eukaryota; Fungi; Ascomycota; Eurotiomycetes; Chaetothyriales; Cyphellophoraceae. Gene Ontology annotation, biological process: protein localization to nuclear inner membrane; nuclear pore organization; NLS-bearing protein import into nucleus. Gene Ontology annotation, molecular function: structural constituent of nuclear pore. The transcript has 2 exons.
AUGUCUCUCUUUGGCAACACAUCAACAAACACCGCCGCUAAACCACUUUUUCAGCUGAACACAUCCACACAAUCGACGGGCGGUGGCGGAGGCCUCUUUGGUGCAAGUCAAGCGAAACCGAACCCCUUUGGACUGAGUACAACCCAGAACCAGACACAAGGCUCUUCGAUAUUUGGCACGUCGCAACCAGCGCAGAACAACACCCAAGCGACGAAACCCGGAACGUUUACUUUCGGCGCCAGCCAGCAACAAAAUGAUGCAAAUCAGCAACCACAGCGACCCCUAGACCAAACACUCCGCUUUGGCAAUGCCUCAAUAAACAGUCAGCAAGCGGCGCAGUCGCUAUGGGAAGAAGGACGAGGACUGGGCGUCUAUCGCUCAAUACCCGCGCAGAUGGAGAUCAUCAAAGACAAGUGGGACGCUGCAACCGUGCAAUCGCCGCUGCGUACAUAUCUCUAUCAGCAUGUUGGUGACGAGAAGGAGGCUCUACAGUAUCGCCCAGAUCCCAACUACGAAGAUGAGAACAAAUGGGAAGAAGCUGUGGCGAAGAGACCUGGACCUACGUGGGUGCCACUUUUGGUGAGAGGGUUCAAAGAGAUGGGACUGAAAGCUCAGCGACAGGUGGAAACGAUUGGAAAGUGUAACAUGCUACUGCGCGAAAUCAACACGUCUCUCGAACUUCAGAUCGAUACACAUAAUCAGAAAGUUGCGGCGAGGUUAGCCGAGUGCAAGCGAAGACAGCAAGCUACAAGCAAGCGCACACUGGCGUUAGCGGCGAAGGUACAGAUUUUGCGGAACAAGGGCUACGUUAUGGACAAUGCCGAAGAAGAGCUCAGAUCACGACUAGACAAGCUCGAGCGUGAUGUUCUGGAUCCUGGCCUCGAUGCCAGAGAGCAAGAGAUCUGGGCUCGAAUGCUCGGCAUCCGGGAAAGAGCAAAGCGAUUGAAGGCCGAGAUGGACAAGAUCACACCAGAGGCGGCCAACGAAGAACCAGUGCUGGACGAGAACACCGUCAAGCAGGCGAAAGAGAUUCUCGAAGCUUAUGAGACACAGCUUAGACAUUUGCACAAAGAGCUACAAUUGGUUCAACAGGAGUAUGGUGAUUGGGAGAAGCUUUCGAAAGGCAAGGACGCCGAUCUGUUACGGCGGAGGUGA